This is a messenger RNA of Salvelinus fontinalis (brook trout), 6591 nucleotides long. Its product is annotated as disks large-associated protein 4-like. The coding region runs from base 807 to 4355 and encodes 1182 amino acids. Lineage: Eukaryota; Metazoa; Chordata; Actinopteri; Salmoniformes; Salmonidae. Gene Ontology annotation, cellular component: postsynaptic specialization; glutamatergic synapse. Gene Ontology annotation, molecular function: molecular adaptor activity. The transcript is spliced from 15 exons. The record is from RefSeq and is a predicted model, not a curated record. Gene Ontology annotation, biological process: signaling.
UGAGAGCGUUGCAGUAUCUCUGCCUCGCCUGCCUGGCAUCACAGAACCCCUGUCUAGGCUGUCUCCCUAAUGCCAACGUAUAUGAACUGCUCAGUAAUGGGGAUCGCUGUGAACCUGGGCGCUUGCAUUUCCCUAAACGGAGAGACGGACGAAUAACCGACUCGACAUCGGCAAAGUGUGCUAUUUAAAAACUGGAGCACUGCGUUCAUUUGUCAUAUUUGUGUUUAUAACCGUGUUUUAUUUAUUCUCAAAAACGUUGCUGCCGGUCUUCAAAAUAUAGCCCGUUUAGGAAGUUCUCGUCAAUAAGAGCAGGAUAAUCGCACAUCAAGUCUAGUUCAAUCUUUCUCCAGACCGAUUGAAAACCGAUUUGAGGACUCCGAAGGAUUUCUUUAUCUAUUGGCCACUACGUCCAUGUCUUUGAAGACGGAUUAUCCAAACCAUUCAACAAGAAAUGUCCGCCACACUUUCCCGCUGUCCAUCAAGCAAGCCCAUUGAGAAAUGUGGUUACACUUACAAUUUCAGGAAACUCCUUCCUAUCGAGACCUUGGCUCCCCAAGAAUGAGCUAUCAAUCUGCAGCGACCAAUCAAAAGCAUGGAAACAGACGAUGGUGUCAUUAGCAAACAAAAUCAGCGGUGCGUUCAGUUUGACUCAACGUUUGCUACAUUGCGUGGCGGUUUAUCCUGAAAGGCUCAUUUUCCCAAAACGGUGUUCACCGAUCUUCAAAAGCCUUUGAGGACUUAUCUUCCAGGCCUGUCGUCUCUUCCCGGCUGGGGAGUCUUCUAGAAGGGGGCCCCUUUUGUCCACCAUGAAAGGGUUAGGAGCCAAACGCAACCGCCAUCUGUCUGACUCCUGCGACCCCACCCAGGGCCCCCCAGAGCCCCUGUACUCACACCAGGCGUCCACCCUGCCUCGGAGCCCCUACCUCCUCAGCCCCACCAGCAUGGACCAUUACGGCACCAUGGAUCCCCGCCACUGCAACCCCAAUAUGGAAGCCCACCACAACCAGGGAUCCCUGCCCCCGGACUACUCCCUCCCCCUCAACAACCAGCUGUCCAACAGCAGCACCUUCCCCCAUGUCCACUACAACUCCCAUUAUGACCCCAGCGACUUCUCCCCACCACAGGAGGACAGCAUCGGCGGCAUAAGUACAGGAACCCUGGGCACCUCCAUGUCGAUGGGGAUGCAUGGCAUGAGCGGCAUGGGGGGCCUGCAGAGCAGCCGGGGGGCCAUGAUCACCAGUGGUUCAGCUACUAUCUCCGGCGGGGCCAAGAUGAACCGGCAGUUGCAGCCCAACCUGCUGGACCAGUUGGAGAAGCAGCUGCCCGGGGGGCCUCGUGACGGCUUCAGCACGCUGCAGUUCCACCGGAGCACAUCGGCCGCCCUCUCCGUCGCCUCCAAGCAGCGCACCGACAGCCCCGGGCGCAUCCGUAACCUAGUGUGCUCCGUCCAGAAGCUCUUCGCCAAGUCACAGUCCAUAGACGGACACAACCUCAAGGGCGUCAAUGGGCGUUCGGGGACGGGUAGCGGCAGCGGCGGGACCUCGUCCGGAACUGAGGACAGCGGGAAGCGGGACCAGCGUGCAAAGAGCAAAGACCGGGGCGGAGCCAAGUCAGACGGGGGCGGGACGGGCAAGCGGCGGCCGCGUUCCAACAUGUCGGGCUACUGGAGCUCAGACGACCUGGACAACGCCAACCUCAGCAACUACCGCAACCCUAUAGCCAUGACGCUGGGACGCCCCACCACCCAUGCCACCCAGCACACCACCCACGGUAUUACCUACGAUGCUCAGCAGGGGGCACUACAGCAGCAGCAGGGACAACAACAGAGCCGCUACGUGAUUCACAGUGGCUACAACACCAUUAGUUCGUCUAAGAGCAGCAACGAAGUCAUGAAGUACCAGCAGAUGCUGGCAGGACCCGGAGGUGGGGGAGGAGGGGGAGGAGGGAUCAGCAUGGGAGUGAACAGUAAUGACUUUAUGAAGGGAGGUUCGUGGUCGACCCUGACCCUGGGUCAGCCCAGACAGGUGCUGCAGAAGGGCCACUCGGCUACCCUAGACCGGUCCAUGCUCAAGUCCAAGUCGUGCCAGCAGGAGCUUGCCUGCCACUACCUGCAAGUGGGCCGACAGGGGGACUGGAGUAGCACGCUGGGCCGCAGCGGCGGAGGAGGAGGAGGAGGAGCCAAUGAGAUUCCAUGUCGGCGUAUGCGGAGCGGCAGCUACGUGAAGGCCAUGGGCGACCUAGAGGACAGCGACGACUCGGACGGCAGCCCCAAGCCCUCGCCCAAAAUGGCUGCCCGCCGUCAGAGUUACCUCAGGGCCACCCAGCAGUCUCUGAGCGACCAGCUACCACCACACAACUGUCUUCCUUCACUUCGAGAGCUGUCUACCAAUCGUAGCCUGGACAACCUGGACUGUCUGGGGGAUCCGGUGAGGGGCUCCCUGUUCCCCCGCUGGGACGAUGAGGACUUCAGCCAGGGAGGCGGCUGCAGCACCCUGGGGAGGAGCAGCUACAUGGGCCAGGUCAGAGGUCACCAGGGAUGGGGUAGUGAGCUGCAGGACCUGGAGAUGAUUAGCCAACGCUACGACGAUAGCUGCUCUGAGUCGGCGUUCCGAGAAUCCCACACACUUUCACGCUCCCAUUCCCAGGCGUUGGAGCCUCCGGAUCUACCAAUGCCCACGUGCUUCCGAUCCCGUAGCUAUAGCUACCUGCGGGCCAUCCAGGCCGGAUGCUCACAGGAUGACGACACUGCUUCCGUGGACUCGGAUUCGCCGCCGCCGACCGCCACUACCGUUCGCACCUAUAGCACCAGCACUGUCUCCACAUGCAUCACUACCUGUAAGAAGCCGGCGCCACCGCCCGUGCCGCCCCGCACCACUUCGAAGCCCUACAUCUCUGUGACGGUGCAGAGCAGCACUGAGUCAGCCCAGGACACCUACCUGGACCACCAGUCUGAGCGUGAUCGCCGCAGCAAGACCAUUACCAGUCAGUCCAGCCAAGCCCACAGCAACUCCUCCGACAGCCUCGACAGCACACGCGCCAACAGCUUGGCUCGGGGUAUCCCUUGGCCCAUCCCCGUCCCCGUCGCCACCCCCCGGGAACCCCUCACCACCACCGUCCACCACACUACCACCGGUACUAACGCCAACGACUCCCAGCGUGAACCCUUGAAGACGACGGGCACCAACAGGGGGAACCUGAUGGCAGAGGAGCCCCUCGCGGACAUCGUGCCCCGGAGGAAGCUUUCCUCCAUAGGCAUACAGGUUGACUGCAUUCAGGAGGAAGUCCAACGAGUGGAGACACCGACACAACCAUUGGCCAGAUUCCAGUCAAUCGGAAUACAGGCGGACGACGGCUGGCAGCUCAGUCGCUCCAGUAACAUGGCCUCCAAGCAGGAGACAGACUCAGACACACAGGACCUCCCUGUCAUCUCCCACGCCAAGCCCGUCCCCGAGAAGAAGAGCAUGGUCAGCAACGCCUGCCAAUCCAUGGACUCUCCCCCGUGCGGCGGCCAGUUCAGCCAGGGCAACGGAUCAAAUCCCACUGCUGACACCAGUACGUCUCCACCUCCACUACGGCAGUUCCUCAACCGCUCCACCACACGGUCCUCCUCCGACUCCUUCGCCGAGAGCCUGGAUCCGGCCCUGGACCCCUCGUUCCUACCCCCUCCGGACCCCUGGCUGGAGAGUGGGAAUGAGAAUGCGGGCAGUGGGAACCCUAACGCGGUGCCCCCUCCAGGCCCUGCAUGCCGGCGGGACGGCCACUGGUUCCUCAAGUUGCUGCAGGCAGAGACGGGCCGCAUGGAGGGCUGGUGCCAGCAGAUGGAGCAGGAGACCAAAGACAACCAGCUCUCAGAGGAGGUGUUGGGAAAAGUUCGCAGUGCAGUGGGCAGUGCUCAGCUCCUCAUGACCAAGAAAUUUGAGCAGUUCAGAGGACUGUGUGAACAAAACUUGAAUGUGAACGCCAACCUGCGGCCCACAGCCCAGGACCUGGCAGGCUUCUGGGACCUGCUACAACUCUCCAUCGAGGACAUCAGCCUCAAGUUUGAUGAGCUCUACCACCUCAAGUCCAGCGACUGGCAGCCCCCUGCCGUGGCCCACUCACCACCCGAGCGGAAGGAGGACCAGAAAGAGCCCCCUCCUCCAGUGCCAAAGAAGCCCGUUAAGGGGAGGCCGGUGCUGGGACGUGAGAAGAGCGUCGACUCCGCCUCUUCCACCUCUUCAGCGGAGAAGCACCGGACGGAGGCCCGCAGGCGACUGCUGGCCGCUAAGAGGGCCGCCUCGGUUCGGCAGAACUCAGCCACGGAGAGUGCCGACAGUAUCGAGAUCUACGUCCCCGAGGCCCAAACACGUCUCUGAGUGAGAGAGGGGGAGAGGGAGAUAGGAGGAACUGCCUCUGAGAUGGAGGGUUGGGGUCUUCUCGCCAUACACACACAGGGUAGGCUGGUCCUAGUGGCAGCAAAUCUAGAUUAAGUGAGAAAGAGAGGAAACAAGAAAUAAAAAUGAUUGGGCUAUAGACUAUGGGGAACUCAUCUCCUCUCACAAGGCUGCCAUGGAAAAACCUCAACCACAAACUUUGUUACUAUUGUUAGUACUCUUGAUUAUUACGAAAAUUAUAAAAAUAGUUAUUGAUGAUGAUAUUAUGAUCUCCUAAAGAAACUAUAUCAAGAGUGUUUUAGAUGUACCUGUAUCUUGGCUAUAACAGAUCUAAGAAGUGGACAGAGUAAACAUAUGUGCUUUCUGCCGGCCCUCCCUGACUCCCUCCCCCCAUGCCUUGGCCAACCCGUAGUUUGCACAACGCCACCAUGUGGUUUAAUGUACAGACUUACUCAGAGGAGCACACACACACACACAUGCUUCAGACCCUCAGCUAUCUAUGUCUUCCUGGUGCUUUUAUGUUUGUUUUUAUUUGUUUUGUAAGAGCCCCUUGCCUGCAUUCAAAGCAGUUCUAGAUUCUUAAGAGGUUUUGGAGAGCAGGGAACCAAGAACUAAGGGUGGAAAUGACAAGUAUCACCACUUGUAUAAGUGAGAUCUAUUGAAAGCACAAUUGAUGUUUACUUAGUUCAUUUUUUGUUUAAAAAAAAAAAGGCAUAUGAUUUUUUAUUUUAAAUAUAAAAUUUUAGGUACUUUUUAACUGACUCAAAACACACUCACAAGUCAAUAUUUUCUGGAAUGUAAUUUGAAUAUCCUACUAUUUCAUUGAGAUUAUAUUGUUUUCUGCCAUUUUGGUUUUAGGAUGUAUUCAUCAGCCAAUGUCCACAGUCCCAUGACAAUGGCCACGCUUUGUACUUUCAUUUCUUUGUAUUGCUCUGUGAAUUUAUUUCUAGGUCAUAUUCAUUAGGCAGUUAAUCAGUUUCACCUUUUGCUACAGUGUGCCCUAAUGAAUAAUAUAAUGGUGUGGGUAUAUCAGAGCAAUUGAACAUAAUUCAGGUUAGAGUGAAGGACCAGGACCACCAUUGAGGACAAUCCCACUGUGCAAAAUGUGUUUAAGUCUGAAUUGUUUCCUCGUUGUUUCAAGAUACUUUACCAGCGUAAUGAUGUUGCAUCAUUGUGGCUAUUUCAUUGAACAUUUAAAAAGCCAGUAGGUUUUUAAAGUAGGUACUUUCAGCAACUCAAGCUGGGUUGCUGCAGCAGCAAUAUCAAAGGAAUUGAAAGGUUAGAGGGGUUUCUUUCUCCCAACUUCUGCCCCAGCGUCUCUCUCUGCAAUGAACCUUUUGUUGUUUUGUCGUCGCUGUAUUUCAAUGAGUAAAUUAGUUGGCACAGAUGCAGGUGCGUUUCCCACAUGGGACCAUCACUCAAUAUACAUGGAAAAACAUGUGGUCCAUUCCACCGUGAAAUUCCACUCACUCCAACCAUGAUUUGAAUUGCCCUCCUAUAGAGAAUUUAAAUGGAAUUAAGCCCAAUUUGGACUUGUAGUUAAGCAUUAAUUAACUUUGACUAAUGACUGCACUCGGCAAUGGGAAUUUGUUGUUGAUACAUUACACUGAAUAUUCAGUACUACUAUAGGUAUUUGCUACUGUAUGGGGCGGCAGGUAGCCGAGCGGUUAAGAGCAUUUGGCCAGUAACCGAAUGGUCGCUGGUUUGAAUCCCCAAGCUGACUAGGGGAAAAAAAUCUGUCUGUGCCCUUUAGCAAGGCACUUAAGCCUAAUUACUCCUGUAAGUCGAUAAGUGUCUGCUAAAUGACUAAAAUCAUGUAAGUGUAAUAUAUUUUUCCACAUCAUGGAUCUUGACCAGACACCCUCUUGAAAAGAGAUGGCUAGAGAAAGGAAAGGAUAGGAGACAAGGGAAGGUACUAGGAGAGGAAACCCUGUCUGACUAUUGAGAUGCUUCAGUGACACUGUGCGAAACCAGGAAGUUGUUAUUUUAUCCUCCUACUGGUCAUAUUUUGCACUACAUCUCAAUUGUCCAUGACACUUUUGGAGGGAACAAAUUCAUCCUGGAAUGAAGAAGAAGCACAUUGUUUUUUUUAUUUGUUCAACCAAGCGCCCUGUCAUAUUGCUGUCUACCAUUGUUGUUUUUGUUAAAUAUCAUCCCCAAAUGCCUACAAUUUUUUUAAAUUGAGACAAAUCAUUAAAUCUCUAUUACAAUACAUAAA